AUGUGCCACUUUCAGGUCUCCUCACACUGCUGGUGUGUUCCAUUUUGUCAUAGGGUGCUGGCAGAUUACGGGCCUCCCAUUGCUGCUGCCAGGCCCGUAAUCUGCCAUGGGCCCCUGUACCGCCUCCUCAUGCUGCUGCCAGGUCCACAGUGUCUCAUGGGUCCCUGUACGGCCUCCCAUUGCUGCUGUCUCCAUCGCCACACUCUGCCAUGUGCCACUUUCAGGUCUCCUCACACUGCUGGUGUGUUCCAUUUUUGUCAUAGGGUGCUGGCAGAUUACGGGCCUCCCAUUGCUGCUGCCAGGCCCGUAAUCUGCCAUGGGCCCCUGUACCGC
Messenger RNA from Staurois parvus, 333 nucleotides. Lineage: Eukaryota; Metazoa; Chordata; Amphibia; Anura; Ranidae. The record is from the annotation of a GenBank genome assembly.